Messenger RNA from Tripterygium wilfordii, 1916 nucleotides. RefSeq names its product probable receptor-like protein kinase At1g80640. Bases 251 to 1423 code for a protein of 390 amino acids. Gene Ontology annotation, molecular function: ATP binding; protein kinase activity. Gene Ontology annotation, biological process: protein phosphorylation. The transcript has 10 exons. Lineage: Eukaryota; Viridiplantae; Streptophyta; Magnoliopsida; Celastrales; Celastraceae. The record is from RefSeq and is a predicted model, not a curated record.
UCAGUCUCUUUGUCAUCUUCUGCAACAAAAGAAAAAUUCGAAAGUGAAAGCCACAACAAAAAGAAGCUACACUACAAGCACUCUCUGUCUCUCUCUAGAAUCCGGGCCUGAUUCUUCUUGCUCUUUUGUUCACUGUUUAGGCUUGUAGAAGUUCAUUGGUCUCGGCCAUAACUGUUGCCACACCAGAGUCAACUCUAUCCACCAUUUUGGGUCUUUUGGGAAGCAACCCAUAUAACAGUUUUCUGCUGAAAUGGAUGCUCAAUCUCCAGGGACUCCAGUGGUUAGAGUGGUGCAUCACCAAGAUUUGAACAAGAGAAUUCUUGUGGCACUCAUUGUUGCCUCAACUCUCCUCGGAUGCCUCUUGUUGUCUCUAGUAUGUUUCUGGAUCUGCAGAUUUAGAAACUUGAAGAAUUCUGCUGAGAAGACUAAGCAGAACAUCGACAGUAGCGCAAAAGGGGUCUCAUCUAGUCCACUUAAGGAGAGAAUCAACAGCUCAAGAAUUACUGGUAAGAAGGAUUCAGUUGCCAUUAUUGACUACCAGUUGUUGGAAGCUGCAACAGAAAAUUUCCAGGAAAAUAAUAUUUUGGGGGAAGGGGGUCGUGGACGUGUCUAUAGAGCUCGCUUUGAUGAGAAAUCUCUUGCAGCAGUGAAGAGGUUAGAUGGUGGGGGGCAGGAUGCUGAAAGAGAGUUUGAGAAUGAAUUGAAUUGGCUGGUGAAAAUCAAGCAUCAGAAUAUAAUAUCACUUAUGGGUUGCUGCAUUAACAGGGAAAGGAGGUUUCUUGUUUAUGAGAUGAUGGAAAAUGCGUCAUUGGAGAGUCAAUUACACGGACCUAGUCAUGGGUCGGCAUUAACUUGGCCUCUGCGAUUGAAAAUUGUUAUCGACGUUGCUAGAGGGUUGGAAUAUCUCCAUGAGCACUGCAAUCCCCCUGUCGUCCAUAGAGAUCUGAAGUCAUCUAAUGUUCUUCUGGAUUUCAACUUCAAUGCAAAGCUUUCAGACUUUGGCCUUGCAGUAACAGUUGGAACCCAAAACAAGAAUAUAAAGCUUUCUGGAACUUUGGGUUAUGUAGCGCCAGAAUACCUUUUAGAAGGUAAGUUAACUGACAAAAGUGAUGUCUACGCAUUCGGGGUUGUUCUUCUUGAACUCCUAACCGGCCGAAAACCAGUGGAAAAGAUGUCACCAUCUCAUUGUCAGUCUCUAGUAACAUGGGCCAUGCCUCAGCUUACUGACAGAUCAAAGCUUCCAAACAUUGUGGAUCCUGCUAUCAGAGACACUAUGGAUUUAAAACACUUAUAUCAGGUAGCUGCCGUGGCAGUUCUCUGCGUACAAACAGAACCAAGUUACAGGCCAUUGAUAACAGAUGUUCUGCACUCCCUUAUACCCCUUGUGCCUCUUGAGCUUGGAGGGUCAUUAAGAAUUUCGUAACAGGUGAACGCACACAGCCUUCUCACUGAUGACAAUCUUGCUAGAUCACCUUGUGAUUCUCCACAAGGCGGUCCAAAUAUGAUGCAUAGCUCCCAUUUUUUCUGGUCGUUUUCCUCUUGGAUGGCUGUUUCGCGGAGAGAUUCAGUUGCAAGAAUUCAUGGCGGAAGAAAAAUUUGUUUUGCGUCAUAACAGAUGUCCAUUGAAUUCUUCCAUAGCUUUUGGAAUAUAACGUCUUCAAGUUGUCUAGAGCUUCACUGAGAUAAUUAAAGUACAUUGUGCUCUGAUGAAUGUUCUCAGUGAGCAGUUCUUGAGAGUCGGUUGUUGUAGAAUGCUUAAAUAGAUUUUCUUUCAAGCUCAAUAGAGAGAUUAUGUUGAACAAAUUUGGAUCUAGCUUGAAGGGUCUCCACACUUUAUUUAAUGUAGAAAUUAUAAGAAAUUUGUAUGUUCAUGGACCAUUGAGAUUGAAAAUGAAUGUUGCACUACUCUGUUAUUA